GAAAAGACUGUGUUCCUUUAGGCAUGACGGUGACAAGUAGCAGCACCAUGACUCAGAGGCACAGCCCUCUGCUUCCUCCUCCUCUUGAACUGAGUCCAUUAUCCACAAUCUUCUGUUUGCCUACCAUGGAAGAAGCCAUGUAUUUUACACCUGAAGAAAAUAUCCCCAUGUCUUCCCGAUCUUGGAUCUGGAAGAAAAGAAGAAAUGCUGUCUUCCCUACUACUGAAACCCAGAGCAAAACAGAAGCCUGGGUUCAAACCGUUAUCCCUUCACACUCUCAAGUAAUUGAAGAUUCAUUAAGAAGUAAUGCUGAACCCAGAUCGCAAGAAAUGAUAAUCUCAUCUGUCCCUCUACCAGGCAGUGUUACUGACUAUCUGGAUGAGAUACAAGUCCAUCAUUCACAUGCAGUGAAAAGCAUAGCUGUUGAUGAGGAAACUCGUCAUGGUGAAAUCAAGCAAGGACAAAGUUGGCUGAACAAACUUGGAUUUAACAAGAACAAGGUGUCUUUUCUAAAAUGCUUCAAUGAAUGGAAGGGAAACAAAACACUUGUCCCCAAAGGUAAACAGAAGCAAGUAUUAUGCUUGUCAUUCUGUAGUUCAAUUCCCACAGCAAAACAGAGGCGUUACCUUGAGCAAGGUAAUCCAAAUUCUCCUAGAAUAAUGUCUCAUGACAAGCAGCUGGGUGGAUGUCUAUCCAAAGAAGAGCAGACCUACAUUCCAUACAGAUUAGCUAAAUUAUAUAUUACCAAGAUUAUAAAAGACAUGCAUCAGAUGAAAAUUGGGUAUAUGAAGGUAAUCAAAGAGCUGGAGUGUGCAGGAAAAGAAAACCAGGAGCAAGGCAUAAUGGCCCUGAAAAAUCAAUACAGCAACAAAAUGAAGAUCCUGAGAGUCCACCUAGAAGCUUAUCAGAAGCUGAUAGACCAGAAAAACCAAGACUGGCAAAUCACAGUGAAGAGACUGGAGGAAGAAAAUAAUAAACUGAGACAGGAAAAUGAAGUGCUUGUAAAGCAAAUAAGAAUGCAAAAGGAGGAAUGGGAUAAUGAAAAGGCUUGUCUCCUCAAAAGUACCACUGAGAAGUUAGAUUGUAUUUAUACCCAGCAUACCUUAACUAUAGAAGAGCUUCAGAAGACUAGGCUGCAUCUAAAAAAAGUACAGAAAAUUGUAAAUUUUCAGAUGGACUUACCCUGUGAUCAACAAAAAGCAGUAAUUUUGUCAGAUGAGGUAACACAAAAUAGAGCCACAAGUGUGGAUACAGGCAACAUGAAAUCUGAUCUCACAGCACAGAAGUCAGAGACUACAGAAUCUGAUCAGAGUGCAAAAUCUUUUGUGGUGGAAAUUGGUGGGGGAAAUGACUGUUCACCACAAAAGAAACUUUUGUUGGAAGUGAGAACAACUUUGGAAAUGGUUGAAGAGUCUUUACAGAAGCAAUAUAAAGAUAUCAGUGAGCUUCUACAAAGUGAAUAUUGGUCUGCCUCUCAAAUCACAAAUGCAGCAUUGUUGACAAGAUCAGUAGACACAGCAAACUUCUAAAGAGACCAAGGAGCAGAAAGAAGCUCACCAACUCUGAAAGAAGGCCCCUGUUGUGAAAGCAGAAAGGUUGUGCAGUAAUCAUGUAGAGAGGAGAGCUCUGUGAAACAAAUCUGGAGUGAAAAAUUAAAUUGGUGACUCUUUGAAAAUGGCUCAGUAUCACCAACAGGAUUCUAAACUUAUUCCAAGAAGCGUCUUACUAAUGGACCUUCUCACUCUAUUGCACAUUGUAUUAUCUAAAGGCCCUUAAAAUAGGUAUCAAGGUUAUAAAGCCUGUAUUUCAUAUGUGUUUUGUAACCAUAAUGAGUAUAAAACCAGUAGGAAGUAAAAUAUCCUAAUGAUA
Molecule: messenger RNA, 1869 nt
Organism: Heteronotia binoei (common prickly gecko)
Lineage: Eukaryota; Metazoa; Chordata; Lepidosauria; Squamata; Gekkonidae
Exons: 14
Coding region: 24-1529 (501 amino acids)
Source: RefSeq, a predicted model, not a curated record